This is a messenger RNA of Dioscorea cayenensis subsp. rotundata (Guinea yam), 1763 nucleotides long. Its product is annotated as magnesium transporter MRS2-A, chloroplastic. The record is from RefSeq and is a predicted model, not a curated record. Gene Ontology annotation, biological process: transmembrane transport; magnesium ion transport. The transcript has 13 exons. Gene Ontology annotation, molecular function: magnesium ion transmembrane transporter activity. Lineage: Eukaryota; Viridiplantae; Streptophyta; Magnoliopsida; Dioscoreales; Dioscoreaceae. Gene Ontology annotation, cellular component: membrane. Bases 157 to 1497 code for a protein of 446 amino acids.
CAACAAACCAGAGAUGGCUCUCCAUCUCACUCUCAGCUCUCUCGAGCUCUCCAAUGGCGAUAAACCUAGCACCCAGAGGAGAUCGCUUCUUCUUCUUCGAUUCCCAAGCCAUGGAGGUGUUCAUCGAGUGAGCGCCCUCGCCGUUUGCCGCUCUUUAUGGCUUCGAUUGCAAAUCUCUCUUUCUCUCAUCCUCCUCUCAAUUCCCAGAUCGCAUCCUCAGCCUCGGUAUGUGUUUCAUUCCAAGCCCUAGCUUGUCAUCGGUUUCUCCUCCCUGUUAUCCUCACUGCACGGUUGAGAUCGUCGAGGAAAAGCUUGAAGAGAUCGUUGGCGGAGGAGAGAGCCGGCGGUGGCGAUGGUGGCGUUCUUGAUCUCGAUGCGGCUGCGGUGCAGAGGGAGGAGUCUGAAUCUGAUGGUGUGGAAAAUGGCGCUGUUGAUGGUACGGUUAGGAGUUCGCAGAGGACUUCCAUUCCUUCAGAGUCGAUUUCGUUGGGCAUCAAAGAGCCUGUCUAUGAGGUGGUUGAAGUGAAGCCAGACGGGCUAGUUUCCACAAAUAAAAUUUCCCGCCGACAGUUGUUGAAGUCAAGUGGUCUUCGACCUCGUGAUAUCAGAAGUGUUGAUCCAUCAUUGUGGUUGACAAACUCAAUGCCGUCUUUGUUGGUAAGGGACCAGGCUAUAUUACUAAAUUUUGGUUCCUUAAGGGCAAUUGCCAUGCAUGAACGUGUUCUUGUGUUUGACUACAACCGGAAAGGGAGCAAAGCAUUUUUGAAAGCGUUGUUACCUCGUUUAAAUCCUAAGAAUACUAGUGGGGGGCCAGCAAUGCCGUUUGAGCUUGAGGUUGUUGAAGCUGCUUUGCUUUCUCGAAUUCAACGCUUGGAGCAAAGACUAAUGAUUUUAGAACCUCGUGUGGCUGCACUGCUUGAAGUUCUGCCAAAUAAGUUGACAGCUGAUGUGCUGGAGCAGCUUCGUCUUAGUAAACAGACUUUGGUGGAGCUGGAUUCGCGAGCUGGGGCUCUGAAGCAGAUGCUACUUGAUCUUCUGGAGGAUCCCUAUGAAAUACGCCGCAUAUGUAUAAUGGGAAGGAACUGUACAGUUCAGAGGAACAGCAAUGAUGUGGAAUGCUCUGUUCCUUUAGAAAAAGAGAUAGCAGAGGAAGAGGAAGAGAUAGAAAUGCUCUUGGAGAAUUAUCUAGAAAGAUGUGAAUCAUGCCAUGGUCAAGCAGAAAGGCUACUAGAUUCUGCAAAGGAAAUGGAAGACUCCAUUGCUGUGAAUCUAAGCUCCCGGCGGCUUGAAGUGAGCAGAGUGGAACUGCUUCUCCAGGUUGGAACAUUUUGUGUAGCUGUCGGUGCUUUAAUAGCAGGAAUAUUUGGGAUGAAUCUCAAGUCCUACCUCGAGGAACAUGUGUUCGCAUUCUGGCUGACAACGGCUGGAAUUAUUUUCGGUGCAGUAGCAGCGUUUUUCAUCAUGUACUCUUAUUUGAAGGCAAGGAGAAUUUUAUAGUCUUUUGGCCCCCUCAUCUUUGAACAGGUGAUUCAGUUAACGACAAAUGUGCCAUUUUCACAGUUAGUUUAAGAGUUGAGUUAGAACGAGCACAGGUCUCUAACAUCAAACACAUUGCUCAAACAUCGCUUAGUCUUCAACUCUGGUUGAGUUUAUCAACCAACAUCAAACACAUUGCUCAAAGGGUUGAGUCAUGGGAACCCUGAUUGAUUGUUCAUGACAUCAAGUUAUUCAUGGUUGAUCUUCUGGGUAUCAAGAUAGAUGAA